UCUCACAAAGCCAUAGGCAACACAAAGGUUUGUUAUCUCGCAUCUUCUCCCACUGCAAUAACAGGCACGAUGGAGGCAUGUAUGAUGAAACCAGAAGUCAAAAAGAAGCCCAAGCCACCGAAGCCUCCUCUAAAGCCUUCAGAGAUUAAAAGAAUGGAACAAGAGAAACUACAGAAACAAACUCCUCUGGUGCCUCAGCGACCUGCGGACGCUGAACUCAGUCAGACACAAUACCGAAUGAGAAGAGCAGCGACAACAAACAAUGAGGCGAAUGGAAACUCUAUACAAACUCCUGUGGUUCCACCCAGGCCCACAGAAAGGGAACCUAACGCCACCACCAGAUACAGCCAACGCAAGAGAAUACAGGCUGAACACACACAGAGCCAAACAGAAGUUACCAAAGAGGAAACAGACAUUAAACAGACUGACCAGUCGGUCCUGACUGGAAUUUUUCGCCGGAACCAAAAAGAGAAAACGCCUUCGUUCACUAGUCACAUUCCCCCAGACAAAGAGGAAAUCACUGAGGAUGUCCCGGCUAAAAAGGCUCCUGGCAGCAAAUCGGCCGGUCUGAAAGGAGUUAUGAAAGGGUUACAGAUCAAGUCGUCACCAAAGGCCAGCAGAGAGCCGAGCCCAGAUCCCAGCAGCGAGGAAAAGGAACAACCCGCGGAAAAAACCAAGCAGGAAAGAAAUGCUGAAGCUAAACAGGACAUCGGAGAUAAGAUUGCUGGAAUGUUCCGGAAAACACCAAAAGAGAAAUCAUCUUCUCCUGCUGUGACGGUCAACAACGCAGACAGUGAUCCUGAAGAGGAAGAAGAAGAAAAUAAGGAAAAGGGAGCCUUCUUCUCGGGCAUCCGUAGAAAAUCCCAUAAAGCAUCAGACGAGACACCGGCACAGGACAGUCUGAGUGUUCACAGCGAUCUCUCUGCCAGCAGCGACAGUCUGUCUGAAAACAGCAGCAAGGAAAAAGGAGGAAUAUUCAGCGGGAUGUUCAAGAGGUCUCCGAAACAAACAGAAGCUGCUCCAGCUGACGAGGACCGACAGUCUUUACAUGACGACCUCUCGGGCAGUAAUGAUAAUCUGUCUGAAAAAUCUAAAGAAAAAGGAGGGUUUUUCAGCGGGAUGCUGCGAAAGUCUCCCAAGAAUUCUAGAAAGGAAACACCUGAACAGGGUGAAGACACGUUACACGGUGAGCUCUCCGCCAGCUCUGACAGCCUGUCGGAGACCAAGGAGAAAGGUGGAUUGUUCAGUGGACUCCUCAGAAAGACUCCCAAAACAUCUGGAGAGGAGAAUCUAUCGGCACAGAAAGAUCUUUCAGCCAGCAAUGACAGUCUAUCUGAAGCGAGCAACACUAAGGUGAAAGGAGGCUUCAGUGGAUUAUUCAAGAGGUCGCCCACACUGGCAGACAGUCCUGCUGCAGAGGAGGAAACACAAGACGAUGAACUCACGGGCAGCAGUGAAGCUCUCAACACUAAGGAAAAAGGAGGAAUAUUUAGUGGAAUAUUCAAGAAAACUCCUAAAUCUGCAGAAGCUGCUCAACCUGAGGAGGACGAGUCUCCUGACAGCGAUCUCUCAGCCAGCACUGAGAAUUUAUUUGGGAACAAACAGGAGAAAGGUGGGAAGUUGUUUGGUGGACUCCUUAAAAAGACUCCUAAAGCGUCUGGGGAAAGGACAGAGACUCUGGAAGGAGAGGCUGAGAAAGAGCUGUCUGCCAGCAAUGACGACCUGUCUGAGAAUAACACUCCUAAGGAGAAAAACAUUUUUAGCAACAUGUUUAAGAAGCCGCAGAAACCAGCAGAGAGCGCUGCAGCAGACAAGGAUGAGUCUCUCGACAGCGAUCUCUCAGCCAGCUCUGAGAAUGUAUCUGGGAACAAACCGGAGAAAGGUGGAAAGUUGUUUGGUGGACUCCUCAAAAAGACUCCCAAAACGUCUGGAGAGAGGGGAGAGACUCUGGAAGGAGAGGCUGAGAAAGAGCUGUCUGCCAGCAAUGAUGACCUGUCUGAGAAUAACACUCCUAAGGAGAAAAACAUUUUUAGCAACAUGUUUAAGAAGCCGCAGAAACCAGCAGAGAGCGCUGCAGCAGACAAGGAGCUGGAGGUGAACACAGAAAAACUGUUAUCUGGAAGCUGUGAGAAUCUGGCUGACACCCCAGCCCAUAAGGAGAAAAAAGGAGGCCUGGCUGGCAUCUUCAAAAGAUCAGGGAGCAUUGAAAACCUGUUUGACGAGGAGAAAGGCGGGCUGUUCAGUGGUCUUCUCAAGAAAACCCCCAAAGCGUCUGGAGACGAGGCGGCAGCAGAGGACGACCAGCAGGAGCUGUCAGCGAGCAAUGACAGUCUGUUUGAAAACAGCAACACCAAGGAGAAAAAUAUUUUCAGUGGCAUGUUUAAAAAGACUCCUAAACCAUCAGAGGGGGCGACGACUGACGAGGAAUUAAACGAGGAUACGAAUUUAUCAACCAGUUGCGAGAAUUUGUUGGAAGCAAACAAAUCAAAGGAGAAGACUGGAGGACUUGCAGGGAUCUUCAAAAAGUCUCCAAAACCAUCGCCACGCCUAGUCGCUACCAAGGAUCCUCUCAAAGACACAAGCGAGCUGUACGGCAGCUGCGACAGCCUCCCAGGAUAUGGAGAGGAUGAUCCUUCAGCCCUCGCUGAAUGGUCAAACAGUACCGAUGAUCUUAUUGAAAGUUCAAACACAACAAAGGAGAAGAAAGGAGGGUUUGCUGGAAUCUUCAGGAGGACGCCCAAAACAAUUGAACAACAGGACAGUGAGGACCUGGAGGCCCCGACAGGAGGCUUCGGGCUCCGACGCAAGAGAACCAUCAAGAAGAAAAAAAGAGUUGUCUCCUUCAGAGUCAAGACAACUCGUCCCAAAAUAUCGAAGUUUAAUCUGACUUUCCAGGGUUCAGACAAGAUGGCUGAUAUUCAGGAAGUUGUUGAGAUGCAGGAGCUGAUCCCAGAACAGGAGGGCACCGUGGAUGUCCAGAAUGUGGAGAUGGCAGCUUAUCCCAACGGAGAAAACCCUCUGGGAACUGAGCCGGAAAGCGAUGAAUUGAUGGAAUGGUGGAACACGGUCAAAGGUUGGGCUGAGUGGAACGAAACAUCUAAUUUCCAGGAGGAAGAUGAGGAAAUGGUGAUGGAGCAGGCGGCAGACCGAGUCUACAUGGCCGCCCGUCUGUUUGUGCGUCUUUUCAACCAGCGGGGGGCGUCCUUACAGCAUCGCAUCCUGGAGCUCCUGAGUCUGGCUGACGCCGCCGAUCAAUUCCACAAAAAGACGGUGCAGGCUGCGGUCGGUGGGGGGGUGGCCAGUGUGGCAGGCAGCAUCGCAACAAUCACAGGACUCAUUCUGGCUCCUUUCACUAUGGGCGCAUCGAUCAUCGUGACGGCCGUGGGGAUCGGUGUGGCGACGGCCGGCAGCAUCACCUCAGCUACAGCGAACAUCACGGACACGGUUCACUCCAACAUGGACCGCAAGAAGCUGGAGAAGAUGAUCCAGGGAUACCAGGAGGAGAUCAAAGACAUCAGGGAGUGCAUGGAGUUCGUGCAGGCCGGUAUGGAAACCCUGCAGGAGUGGGACUUUGAGAAAUACUCACAGAGCGCUGCCAAAAAGGCCAUGAACCACAACCUGAAGCACGUGAUGAAGGAGGGCGGCCGCGCAGGAAAAGCCCUGAUGAUCAACACGGAUAAGCUCAUCAGCACCGUGCAGGUUCUAGGAGCUGCAGGCGGCGCCGCUAAAGCUGCUCAGGCCAUCAGCGUCACCACGGGCGUCAUGUCGGGGCUCUUCCUCGCUCUGGAUAUCUUCUUCCUCGCCAAAGACUCCCACGAGCUCCGCAAGGGCGCCAAAACUAAAUUUGCCACCAAAAUCAGGGACGUGUGCAAAGAACUACAAGACGGCCUCCUGGAUCUGAACAAGGUGAAGACGCAGCUGCAGAAAACCAUGGACGGCAUCGAGGUGGAGGAGUACGAGGAGAUCGUGGAGGUGGAGGAGGAGGUGGAAGACGAGUUUGAGUCGGAUCCGAAGAAGCUGGCUGAGCUGGAGCAGGAGCUGGACCUGCUGGAGGAGAAAUUGGACAAGAAGGUGGAGGAGGAGCAGAAGAAAAUAAAAGAGAUGGAGAAGGAAAGCAUUUACAAGGAGAAAAAGAAGGAGAAGGGCAUGCAGGAAAAGGGAGAGGCAGAGGGAAUUAAGAACAAGGAGGAAAUAGAGGAGGAAAUGAGGAAAAGGGAUGCUCUGACAGAGGAGAAGAAGAAGAGUAAGAAGGGGAAAGGUGAAGAAGAAAGCAACAUGGAGAAGAUAUCUGAUGAGGAGAAAGAGCAGGAAGUGGAGACGUUCAAAGCAACCAAAGAAGAGGUUCUAAAAGAACAGUCUCAGAAAGGAAAGAAGAAAGACAAAGAAGCUGAGAACAGAAUCACAUCUUUGAAAGAAAAGCAGGAGAGCAAGCGAGAUCAGACUAGAGAAGAUAAAAGAGUUAAUACAAAGACGGAGGAGAAGGAAAAGGAGAGAGGUAAAGCGGGGAAAGAACAGGAGGAGGUAAAGAGCAGAUCAGGCGACUCAAAAUAUUCUGAGAGGGUCAAACCGGAGAGAGAAAGUAAAAGGAGCAGCAGAGAGGAGGAAAGAGAGGCGACGCAUGAAGGGAGAUCCCUGAAUAAAGAGCAGGAGGGGGAGAGUGUGAGACACAGCAGCAGGAGCCACAAAGAACGAGGGAGCAAACACGACACUAAAGACAGCGAUAAGGGGAGGAAACAGAACGAGAGGCCGGAGAGCAGGAGGAGGAGGGAUGAGGAGAGAGGGGUGAAGGACUGGAGGGCUGAGUCCGAAAGAGGGACGAGAAGGGAGGAACAUGGAGACGUGAGAAAGGAGUCGCAUCGAAGUCACAAAGGGGCGCCGAGGAGGGAGGAAGGGAGCAGCAGGGAGGAGAGGAGUCACCACAGGAGGGAGACUCCUCACGACGAUGAGAGGGGGGACGACAAACGAGGGAGCAGGAUCGAGAGCGCCAGGAGGAAGUUUGAAAGAGCAGGAGGUGAGGAGGAGGGGAAGGGGAAGAGGAGAGAGGAGGAGGGAGAGAAGAGAGGGAGUGAGAGAGCGAGAGGGCACGAACACAGAGGGUCCAGACCUCAAUCCAAAGUGCUGCUGGAGGACGGGCUCAAUAUCUAGACUCGCACAAGUUUACCUUUUUUAUAUUGACACACAUUAUCGUAUGAAACCUUUCGUGCCAAAAUAUUAUAUUAAGAAUGAGGAGGAGGAAUGCUGCAUGUGUUCCGAUUGGACUCCAGUCUUAAAAUGUAUGGUACAAUGUUAAAAGUUAAGAGUUCACUUUAAAAAGAAAAGCAGUUUUUACUUCAGAUAUCACGACCUCUAUAGAAAGCAGAUGUUCCCAAAAGGUCAGCUUUGGUAAAGUCCAAAUUCAAAUGAAUUUGAAUUGCCAAAGACAAGUUUUCCUGCCACGUCACAAAGAGGGAAACAGGUCAAUAGAUCUUAUGCAAUCAUGCUGGCUCCGCUAUCAAGAUUCAGGUUAGAUUUACAGGAGUUUUUACAGGAAAGAAAAACCUGAUCUACGUCUUGUCUUCAUAUCUUGGAUUUCUCUCUCCAGUUCCCAGUUAAUAUGGCAGGAGAGCAGGGUGUCAUUCGUUUGUAAAACCUCGACCAGUUCUUUCAAAUUUAGGACCAUAUUAUCAUUCAUAAAAAUCACGUUGAAAUGUUUCAAACUUCCUAAAGGAGAGAUUAGCCUCAGCUGAACAUGCAGCUGGUGUCAGGUUACAUCUGGGCAUGUCAACAUUAAUGUGAUAUACGCAGGUGCAGUAUUCUGGUGGACGGAUCCCAUCAUUCAAUCAUGAGAUAACUGGAACUGUAGUGAACUGAUUAGUGAUUAUGCGCUUUACUUUGAGUUUUCUGAUGUGCUGAGAGAAAAGUUUAGGGAAAUAAGCUGCAUUUACGUGUGUCUUUAUGGAUGUUACCACUACAAUUUCAAAUCUUGUAAAGAAGGAGUUUUAACUUCCUCUUUUACUACCAAAAGCUGAGGCUCGUUUUAUGAAAUAUUGCCAUAGCAUCCUAAAAGAAAUUCAACAUCUGACCUCGCUGCCAGGCAUGUCAGAUACAGAGGAGAUGCUGCUACUACUACGACAGCGACUUCUUUAUUAACUCGUGUGUUUCUGAAACAUGGGGUCUGUUAAUGUUUAUAGUUCUGGUACUUCAGGGAUACUGCAAACUUUUUUUAGGACUCUUUCAGUCUAUAAUGUGCCUUUUUUGCAGGGUUUUUUGUACGUUUUUAACCAAAGCGAGUAUAAACAGGAAACACAGGAAUCAUUUCCUACUGCUGUCAAUGUUCCUCGGUGUCUCGUUUUCUGUCUUUUUUAAAACCAGUUAAGACAGUUUUGACCGAUGCACUUUAACUUUCCUUCUUCCCGUCAGGUUUGAUGUAUUUACUGUCACUUCUGGAUGUAUGAUUGCGUAAUGUUUGUGUGUAUUCAUCUCGUUGUCUUCAGUCGGUUGUAUUUUUAUAUGUUCACUAUGUGUUUUAUACGGGUAAAUAUUUCUAUGGUGUUGGUUUCUUACAGAACAAAUAAAUUAUUACACUUA
Messenger RNA from Eleginops maclovinus (Patagonian blennie), 6567 nucleotides. RefSeq lists its product as uncharacterized. Gene Ontology annotation, biological process: lipoprotein metabolic process; lipid transport. Gene Ontology annotation, cellular component: extracellular region; membrane. The record is from RefSeq and is a predicted model, not a curated record. The coding region runs from base 70 to 5145 and encodes 1691 amino acids. The transcript has 51 exons. Gene Ontology annotation, molecular function: lipid binding. Lineage: Eukaryota; Metazoa; Chordata; Actinopteri; Perciformes; Eleginopidae.